AUGUCGGGCAGUGGGGGCAUCCACCCCAGCUCCUUGUCCCCACUCGACUGGGGAGCCAACAGCGGCUGCAGAAAGAAGGCGCAUUUCAAAGAUGUGGACACUGAGGCCCAGACAGGUCCCCCACCGUCGCCAAGACCCCCGAGGAGGCGGCGGCAGGAGCGCACGGUGUACAGCAAGGAGCAGCUGCAGGAGCUGGAGAGCAGCUUCCAGACGAACAAGUACCCGACCUACGAGGACCUCGAGGCCCUGGCGGCCCGGCUGGCUCUGCAGGAGCGCCAAGUGCAGGUGUGGUUCAAGAACCGCCGGGCCAAGGAAUCCAGGCCGCGAGGCCGCGGAGCCCGCGCUGUGCCCAGGGGCCCCGGAGCCCCAGCCCCGCCCCGGGUGCCGGUCCCUGUCCCUGCCGGACCCCCGCCCCCCGAGGGCCCAGGUCUCUGCAGCCCCCCUCCGCCCAGCGCCGCGAGCAUCUUCCCGCCAGCAGAGCCCAGCAUCUGCAGCCCCGGCCAGGCCUGGUGGGGCCCCGCGCACGGCGCCCAGGACGUGGUCCCUGCUGCUCCGGCCCCGGCCCCGGCCUGGCCUCACGACCCCUACGCCUCGGACUUCUCGCCGGACCCUGUUGCAAUCCCUGACUUCACCGCGCUCUUCUCACCCCGUGACCCCUGCGAGGGACCCGCCCCCUCCUGCGCGUCUGGGUCCCAAAAGAGGGAGGACUCUGCGGAUGCGAACGGCUCGGGCCCCGCGAGGUUGCAGGAUUUGUAG
Messenger RNA from Equus quagga, 756 nucleotides. RefSeq names its product tetra-peptide repeat homeobox protein 1-like. NCBI's taxonomy places the organism in Eukaryota, Metazoa, Chordata, Mammalia, Perissodactyla, Equidae. Gene Ontology annotation, biological process: regulation of transcription by RNA polymerase II. The transcript has 4 exons. Gene Ontology annotation, molecular function: DNA-binding transcription factor activity, RNA polymerase II-specific; RNA polymerase II cis-regulatory region sequence-specific DNA binding. Gene Ontology annotation, cellular component: nucleus. Bases 1 to 756 code for a protein of 251 amino acids. The record is from RefSeq and is a predicted model, not a curated record.